AUGAGGGAAGGCGAGAUAUCUGGCGGUCUUCAUACGAAUCUGGCAGGUGUUCCGGGUGCAGUGAUCAGUACCAGCAGUGCUGAGUCUGCAACUCAUGAUGUAGUGAGGACUGCGAACUGGAGAUCCGGAGAAGCUGAGAUGCCUUCGGAUGAAUCAGUCAACCCUUCACUCCAUGAUGGAUUGUACUACUGCCAAUACGAGGGAUGUCAAAGGUUGCAGGGCUUUACUCUUAAAUGCCAGUUGAAAAAGCAUACCAAGAUUCAUACUCUACCUUUCAAAUGUCCCCGUUGCGCAUACGCAUCAGCGGAAAAAAAGGGCGUUGAUCGGCACAUCAAGGUUGCUCACAAGAAAUUGGCCAGGGAACGCUGGGGAUGCUUGGAACCAACCGUUUGCGCUGUAUGUCAGGAAAAGUUCACGAGAGAAGACAACUUUCAGAAACACUUUAAGGCAAGACAUGUCAGUUAG
This is a messenger RNA of Penicillium salamii, 465 nucleotides long. Lineage: Eukaryota; Fungi; Ascomycota; Eurotiomycetes; Eurotiales; Aspergillaceae. The record is from the annotation of a GenBank genome assembly.